AUGAAGAUGUUGCUUGGCUGCUCAUUCUGCCUGCUCGUCCUGCUCAGCUGUCUGAGUGAACCUGCGAAGGGUCGGACUCUGCAUCUGGACAGCUGCUCUGUCAAUGUUCACACACACGAGCUGCGCAAAUAUUACUCUGAGAUACGAUCGAAUGCGAUCGCAGGAGACAGUGAGAUCGGAGUAAAACUUCUGGACAAGUCAUUGAUGAAGGAUGUUAAGGAGGGGCAAAUGUGCUGUUUUUUGCAUCUUCUUCUGCGUUUCUACGUUGAGAGGGUGUUUGGCAACUACGCCUCUGCUCAGCCUCAGGAACAACGCUCCUCCAGUGCUCUGGCCAAUGCUUUUGUCACCAUCAGAAGACAUAUACACAAAUGUCACUGCCACUGUGAUGAAGAAACACAGAGGAUAAUUGACUCCCUGCAUGCUGAGUUUAUCAAGUUACAAGUAAACCAGGCGGCGCAGAAGGCCAUGGGAGAACUGGACACUGUGCUCGAGUGGCUGGAGGGGGUCGGCCAGAGAACAUAA
Messenger RNA from Monopterus albus (swamp eel), 522 nucleotides. It is a transcript of the gene il20, whose product is annotated as interleukin 19 like. The record is from RefSeq and is a predicted model, not a curated record. The transcript is spliced from 5 exons. Lineage: Eukaryota; Metazoa; Chordata; Actinopteri; Synbranchiformes; Synbranchidae. The coding region runs from base 1 to 522 and encodes 173 amino acids.